AUGUCGAGACGUAAGCAGUCGAAACCGCAGCACAUAAACUCAGACGAGCCGGACUCCGCGCUGAAUGGCAUUCCAGAGGGCGAGGAGCCUGGGACUGAGAUGAAGAGAUUCCGGAUGGAUGAGACACGGGUGUGCAAUGGCUGCUGUGCAGAGUUCUUCGAUGAAGCAGAGUUUUUGGAGCAUGAGAAGAAUUGCACAAAAAAUCAGCAGGUGUUGAUUAUGAAGGAGAGUGGCGGCUCUGUGCCUGAUGACUUCUCGCAGGGGUCUCCUGACGUGAGCGAGCCAGAGGACAUUCAGUCGAGCCCCUCUGUUACCACAGCCCCUGAAGCUGCAGAAAGGGCAGACGAGGAGGGCUCUGCAGAGGACACUGCUCAUACAGACAUGUCAGACCUGGGCUUCUCAUCACCUCAGGACUCUAAUGUGACGCUGGAGGCUUUGGCUGACACUAAAGUGGCUGUGUCCCAGGUGUCAAACAGCUGUGCCCAGGACUCCGCUCAGAUCGUCCCUUUGCUCCUGGAGCAGCUUGUAGUUCUGCAGCAGCAGCAGCUGCAGCAGAUUCAGCUUACAGAACAGAUUCGGAUCCAGAUCGCCAUGAUGACCCCUCAAGGCCUGGCGCCUGGGGCUGUGGACCCUCUGAAGGCCCUGGGAGCGCAUCUGUCUCAGCAGCUCUCUGCAGCAGCUGCUCUAAUCGGGAAGAGAACAGGUAUCCAGGCGCUACCAGUUGAAACCAAACCAGCCAAACUACCUGUGUCCAACAGUGCUCCUACCUCAGCUCUGGGUAAGAUGGAUGUUUUAAAGAGCUUUCCAGAUUUGGCUGGCCGACUACCACCUUUACUGCCCCAGUCACCUGUUAUGAGCUUCUCCACUACCUUCAAUGGAGCUGAUGCUGCUAAAAAGGCAAAGGCCAAACUGCUCAGUCUGCCCACAGAACCAAAGCCCAGUGACCCCCUAUACAAGCACAAGUGUAAAUAUUGUGGAAAAACCUUCGGCAACGACAGCGCGCUGCAAAUCCAUCUGCGCUCGCACACUGGAGAGCGGCCUUUCAAGUGCAACAUCUGUGGGAACCGCUUCACCACCAAAGGAAACCUCAAAGUGCAUUUCCAGAGGCACAAGGACAAGUACCCGAACAUCGCCAUGAACCCCCACCCUGUGCCUGAGCACCUGGACAAUGUGCCCACCAGCAGUGGCAUCCCCUUCGGCAUGUCUGUGCCUCUGGAUGAAUCAAACCUGUGUGACAUAAAGUUGCCCUCUGGUCUGCCUACUUUUAUUGGCUCUGAGGGCUUUUCACAAAGGCCGUCCCCAUCCACCAGCGAAGGAUCCCCCUCUGUUUUCCCUGACUCUGGGUUGGACCAGAUGCACAAAGACUCCAAAGACGUUCUGGGGGAGCUGCACUCCAUGAACGGCAAUGGGCAUCCUGCAGAAAGUUCUGGAACAGCGAAACUACAGCAGAUGGUGGACGGGUUGGAGAAGAGGACAAACGAUCCAAAUGAGUGUCUGAUCUGUCAUCGUGUCCUCAGCUGCCAGAGCUCUCUGAAGAUGCAUUAUCGCACACACACUGGCGAGAGGCCUCACAAGUGCAAAAUAUGUGGCCGGGCCUUUUCCACAAAGGGAAACCUCAAGGCUCAUUAUGGAGUGCACCGUGCAAACACACCGCUAAAAAUGCAACACUCCUGUCCCAUUUGUCAAAAGAAAUUCACCAAUGCGGUGGUCUUGCAGCAGCACAUCCGCAUGCACAUGGGUGGACAGAUCCCAAACACACCAGUUAUAGAAAAUCAAUUUGAAGCUGCUGAGGCCAUGGACUCUUCCCUCCCAGAUGAGAAGUCUAUGGACACGAGUGGAUUUGAGACCACAAUGGAGGACCAUCAAGAGGCAGAGCUAAUCAAUGAGAAGCCACAUGAAUCAUCUGUGCCCAUUACUCCAGCUUCAGAAGAGAACCUGCCUGCUCCCAGUGCUUUCUCCAGUUUAGAUGUGCUCAAAAACCUCACCUCAGCACUCUCCUUGAAGCGCCAAACAAGCACAACGUCUGAAAGUGAGCUGACACCCAAGGAGUCUCCAUCUGCUCCCAGAGAGGCGGAGUAUCAAACCGGCUGCAGCCCCAACAUUUCAGACGCCGCCAUGUCGACAUCUCCGGUGAACCCAGGCCUGGUGAAUGGGAAGUCUCCCAGCUCAGAGUUCAACAGCAGCGCAUCUAAGCCAGAGUCUGAUCCUGGGGUCCAUGAAGGAAAUGAGACGACUGGAGCUCUCGACCUCACUUCCUCCACAAGUUUCACCCCCAAAUCAAUCAAAGAAGAGCCCAUCACCCCUUUCACAAAUGGAGACUACAGUCAAAGCAGCAUGUCCUUUAUGAGAAUACCUCCCAGUCUGACCAGUCUAGAGAUGAAACUUCCGCCUGAAAACCCUCUUGGUGCACACGGCCUGUUCAGCUCCCACAUGCCGCAGGGAACAUCCAUGGCCUCUACAAUGGCAGCGGUCCCGAGGCGACAGAGCAAGCAGCAUCUGUGUAACGCAUGUGGCAAGAACUUCUCCUCAGCCAGCGCCCUGCAGAUCCACGAACGCACCCACACUGGGGAGAAGCCGUUUGCGUGUCACAUCUGCGGACGAGCCUUCACCACCAAGGGAAACCUCAAGGUUCACAUUGGAACACACAUGUGGAACAACACCUCUCGCCGUGGCCAGCGUCUGUCUCUGGAAAACCCCAUGGCUCUAAUGGCGAUGACCACCGAGCCCAAAAUGCUCCCCACCCCUAAGGAUCUGGCCACUCCACCUCCACCCCACCUCAACUUCGAUCCUUCCCUCUGGAACCAGUAUGCAGCUGCCUUUAGCGGGGGUCUGACCAUGAAGGCCAACGAGAUUUCUGUCAUCCAGGGAGGAGGCAUUCCGAUCCCAGGCAGCCCAGCGAGGGUGCCUCUGAUCGGCCUCCGUCAGUGGAGCAGCGAACCCCGCCCAGAGACGCCUCUUUGUCGGACUGUCACCGCGGCCUCCCUCGAUGCCAGGAGAAUGGCCGACAGCAUUCCUCUGCAGCCUGUCAGACGGCCAAAAAGACAGGACAAUAAAAACAGAAAUGGGUGCUGCCCGUGGUCACGAUGCUGUGGCCUGGGGGAGCUGCGUCCGCGCACAGUGUGGUUAGGACAUCCAGAGAAAAGGGAGCAAAGAUAUCCCAGAAACGUCAUCAACAACCAGAAAUACAACUUCUUCACCUUCUUACCAGGGGUGCUUUUUAAUCAGUUCAAAUACUUCUUCAACUUGUAUUUCCUGCUACUCGCCUGCUCCCAGUUUGUGAAUGAGCUGCGAUUAGGAGCUCUCUACACGUACUGGGUCCCUCUGGGUGUGGUGAUGCUCAUCACUAUUUUACGAGAGGCCGUGGAUGAGAUCCGCUGUUACCUGCGCGACAAAGAAGUCAACUCACAAAUUUACAGCAAACUCUCGACCAGAGGGACGGUGAAGGUGAAGAGCAGCGGGAUUCAAGUUGGAGACCUCAUUCUUGUGGAAAAGAACCAGCGUGUUCCAGCAGAUAUGAUCUUUUUAAGGACCUCCGAGAGAAACGGCUCCUGUUUCCUGCGCACAGAUCAACUGGAUGGAGAAACAGACUGGAAACUGCGCCUCCCAGUGGCCUGUACGCAGCGGCUGCCCACUGCUGGAGAUCUUCUACAAAUCAGAUCGUACGUUUAUGCUGAAGAACCAAACAUUGACAUCCAUAAUUUCAUUGGCACUUUCACAAGGGAAGAUGGUGACCACCCAGUGAACGAAAGUCUCAGCAUCGAAAACACCUUGUGGGCAAGCACUGUUGUUGCUUCUGGCACUGUGGUGGGGGUGGUGAUUUACACUGGGCGAGAGCUGCGCAGCGUCAUGAACACCUCCAAUCCCAGAAACAAGGUGGGCUUGUUUGACCUGGAGGUGAACUGUCUCACUAAAAUCUUGUUUGGGGCCCUGGUGAUGGUUUCCAUGGUGAUGGUUGCGCUACAACGUUUCGCUGGACGCUGGUACCUACAGAUCCUUCGCUUCCUGUUGCUGCUCUCACACAUCGUCCCCAUCAGUUUGCGAGUGAACCUGGACAUGGGGAAGAUGGUUUUCAGCUGGAUGAUAAAGAAAGACUCUAAGAUUCCGGGGACCGUUGUUCGUGCGAGUACCAUCCCAGAACAACUGGGACGCAUUUCCUACCUCCUGACCGACAAGACAGGGACAUUAACUCAGAAUGAAAUGGUUUUCCGCCGUCUACAUCUGGGGACUGUGGCCUACGGGAUGGACUCCAUGGACGAAGUACAGAGCCACGUGUUCAGUGCAUACACUCAGCCCACACACGACCUUCCGGCCUCCAGAGCUCCGGGAGCCACUAAAGUGAGAAAGACGAUCAGCAGCCGCGUGCACGAGGCAGUGAAAGCCAUCGCUUUGGUGCACAACGUGACGCCAGUGUAUGAGGCCAACGGAGUCACCGACCAGGCAGAGGCCGAGCAGCACUACGAGGACACGUGCAGAGUGUACCAGGCGUCCAGUCCCGAUGAGGUGUCGCUGGUGCAAUGGACUGAGAGCGUGGGACUGACUCUUGUGGGACGGGACCAGUCUUCCAUUCAGCUGAGGACCCCUACUGGACAAAUUCUGAACUUUACCAUCCUGCAGAUUUUUCCCUUCACCUACGAGAGCAAGAGGAUGGGGAUCAUUGUGCGGGACGAAUCGAACGGCGAGAUCACUUUCUACAUGAAGGGAGCAGAUGUGGUGAUGGCUGGGAUCGUCCAGUACAACGACUGGCUGGAGGAGGAGUGUGGAAACAUGGCACGUGAAGGCCUGAGGGUCCUGGUUGUUUCCAAGAAGUCACUGACAGAGGAGCAGUACCAGGAUUUUGAGGCACGGUACGUUCAGGCCAAGCUGAGCGUUCACGACCGCUCCCUGAAGGUGGCCACAGUGAUCGAGAGCCUGGAGAUGGAGAUGGAGCUGCUGUGUCUGACCGGAGUGGAGGACCAGCUGCAGACUGAUGUCCGACCCACACUAGAGAUCCUUCGUAACGCAGGCAUCAAGGUUUGGAUGUUGACAGGGGACAAACUUGAGACGGCCACGUGCACGGCGAAAAACGCCCAUUUGAUCACACGCUCCCAGGACAUCCACAUUUUCAGACCUGUGACCACACGAGGAGAGGCCCACCUGGAGCUCAACGCUUUCAGAAGGAAACACGACUGCGCUCUGGUCAUAUCCGGAGACUCGCUCGAGGUUUGUCUGAAAUAUUACGAGUAUGAGUUCAUGGAGCUGGCGUGUCAAUGUCCCGCGGUUGUGUGCUGCCGAUGUGCUCCCACCCAGAAGGCCCAGAUUGUUCGGUUACUUCAAGAACGCACCGGAAAACUCACCUGUGCUGUGGGAGACGGAGGAAACGACGUGAGUAUGAUCCAGGAAGCGGACUGUGGCGUGGGAGUGGAGGGCAAAGAGGGCAAACAGGCGUCUCUGGCUGCAGAUUUCUCUGUGACGCAGUUCAAACAUUUGGGCCGACUCCUCAUGGUCCACGGUCGAAACAGCUACAAGAGAUCAGCAGCUCUGAGCCAGUUUGUGAUCCACCGCAGCCUCUGCAUCAGUACUAUGCAGACUGUCUUCUCCUCUGUGUUCUAUUUCGCCUCUGUGCCGCUGUAUCAAGGAUUCCUGAUUAUCGGUUAUUCUACCAUCUACACCAUGUUCCCUGUUUUUUCUCUGGUUCUUGAUAAAGAUGUGAAGUCUGAAGUCGCCAUGUUGUAUCCAGAGUUAUACAAAGAUUUGCUAAAGGGUCGACCGUUGUCCUACAAGACAUUUCUAAUAUGGGUUAUAAUCAGUAUCUACCAAGGCAGUAUGUUGAUGUACGGCGCUCUCCUGCUCUUUGACUCGGAGUUUGUGCACGUCGUGGCCAUCUCCUUCACGUCCCUCAUCCUCACAGAGCUCCUCAUGGUGGCUCUGACCAUCCAGACCUGGCACUGGUUCAUGAUCGUGGCCGAGCUGCUGAGUCUGGCCUGUUACAUCGCCUCCCUCGUCUUUCUGCAUGAGUUCAUAGACGUGUACUUCAUCACCACAGUGUCGUUCUUGUGGAAGACGACCAAUCAGAGCUCAGAUCAGCACUGCACUCUCAUCCCUCAACAGUUUGUCUAG
Messenger RNA from Knipowitschia caucasica, 6096 nucleotides. The record is from the annotation of a GenBank genome assembly. NCBI's taxonomy places the organism in Eukaryota, Metazoa, Chordata, Actinopteri, Gobiiformes, Gobiidae.